Molecule: messenger RNA, 645 nt
Organism: Trichosurus vulpecula (common brushtail)
Lineage: Eukaryota; Metazoa; Chordata; Mammalia; Diprotodontia; Phalangeridae
Gene: C6H11orf91
Product: chromosome 6 C11orf91 homolog
Exons: 3
Coding region: 1-645 (214 amino acids)
Source: RefSeq, a predicted model, not a curated record
AUGCCGAAGGGGCGGCGCGGCUGCCCGAGCCCCACGAUGAGCAAGCGGCCCGCCCCGCCCCUCUACUUCCCAUCCCUCUACGACCGCGGCAUCUCGUCCUCCCCCCUCAACGACUUCAACAUCUGGAAGAAGCUCUUCGUGCCGCUCAAGGCCGGGGCGGCGGGCGCCGGGGCCGGGCUGGGGGGCGGCGGCGGCUGCGGCGGUGGGGUGGGCGUCGGGGCCGGAGCUCGGAGCCUGGCCGCCCAGCAGCCCCCGCCCGCAGCGCCCCCGCCGCCGCCUCCCCCGCCCGGUCUGGGCCCCCUGAGUGAGCGCCCGUGCCCGCAGCCCUGGCCGGCCGGCCUGGCCCCCAUCCCCUACGAGCCGCUGCGCUUCUUCUACUCGCCGCCGUCCGGCCCCGAGGGCGUCCAGUCCCCCGCCCCGGGGCCUCCGGCUCCCCGGUUGCCCCCCGCCGCCGCCGCCGCCGCCGCCUCGCAGCCCGACGAGCUGUGCGAGCUGGAGAUCCGCAUCAAGGAGCUGGAGCUACUCACCAUCACCGGGGACGGCUUCGACUCCCAGCGCUAUAAAUUCCUGAAGGCACUAAAAGAUGAGAAGUUGCAAGGUAUAAAGAUGAGGCAGCCCCUGAAGAAGACCACGCCGCUCUCCUAA